Ooceraea biroi (clonal raider ant) is the source of this 4463-nucleotide messenger RNA. RefSeq names its product structural maintenance of chromosomes 3 (gene SMC3). Gene Ontology annotation, cellular component: chromosome. NCBI's taxonomy places the organism in Eukaryota, Metazoa, Arthropoda, Insecta, Hymenoptera, Formicidae. The record is from RefSeq and is a predicted model, not a curated record. Gene Ontology annotation, molecular function: ATP hydrolysis activity; protein binding; ATP binding. Gene Ontology annotation, biological process: chromosome organization.
CAGCCUGCGUGUCGUAUAAAUAUCGCUUUGCCAGCAAAGCGGUCGAAUGUUUUCGUUGCGUCGGUGACCGAAAACUCGCGCUUUCCAGUUGCGUAUCCAAAUAACGUCGAAGCAAGUAUGCUCGUUUGAUCUCUCGUCACAUCAUGUACAUUAAACAGGUAAUCAUCCAAGGAUUCAAGUCGUAUCGCGAACAGACGGUCGUCGAGCCGUUCGAUCCGAGGCACAAUGUAGUGGUUGGCAGAAACGGAUCUGGCAAGAGCAACUUCUUCUACGCCAUUCAGUUUGUCUUGAGCGAUGAAUUCUCGCAUCUCAGACCCGAGCAGCGACAAGCACUGUUGCAUGAAGGAACGGGGCCCCGCGUUAUAUCUGCCCACGUAGAAAUCAUAUUUGACAAUACUGAUGGAAGAUUACCGAUUGAUAAGGAUGAGGUCUACUUAAGACGAGUGAUUGGUUCCAAGAAGGACCAAUAUUUUCUCAACAAGAAGAUAGUAACAAGAAACGAUGUUAUGAAUCUGUUGGAAUCGGCAGGAUUUUCCAGAUCCAAUCCUUACUACAUCGUAAAACAGGGAAAGAUAAAUCAAAUGGCAACAGCACCAGAUUCGCAGAGAUUAAAGUUACUGAGGGAAGUAGCGGGCACUAGGGUGUACGAUGACAGAAGAGAGGAGUCGAAAUCAAUUUUGAAAGAGACAGAAGGCAAACUGGAAAAAAUCGAAGACUUUUUGCGCACGAUAGAGGAGCGUUUGAAGACACUCGAGGAGGAGAAGGAGGAGCUGAAGGAGUAUCAGCGCUGGGACAAGCAACGCCGUUGCUUGGAAUACACGAUCCAUGACCGCGAACUGAAAGAAAACAGGAGGAAGUUGGUAGAACUCGAGGCAUCCAGAGCCAACAGCGGAGCCGAGCAGGCAAGGCUAGGAGCAGAAGCAAAAACCGCCCAGGAGAUGGUGCGUGCAGCUACAAAGAGAUUGAAGGAAUCGAAGAAGGAGGUGCAAACUGCCAAGGAAGAGAGAGACACGCUUAGCGCGGAGCAACAGCAGUUACUGAAAGAGAAAACCAAGUUAACUCUAACGAUCAAUGAUUUACUGGAGGAAGUGAAAGGCGAUAACGACAGUAAGAAGCGUGCUCAGCAAGAGUUGGAGAAAUUAAAAGCCAAUAUCGCCGUUCGGGAGGACGAGCUCAAGGCUCUUAAACCUGAGUAUGAACGAAUGAAACGCGUCGAGGAAGAAUGCACGCGGGAAUUGCAAUUGAAGGAACAGAAACGCAAGGAGUUGUACGCUAAGCAAGGUCGUGGCAGUCAGUUCACCACGAAGGACGAGAGAGACAAGUGGAUACAAAAUGAGCUGAAACAACUGACCAAACAGAUCAAGGAUAAGGAAGAGCACCAGAAGAAGAUCAGCGAGGACUUGAAGCGUGACGCGGAGAAACAGAUCGCCCUGGAGAAAAAGAUAGGGGACCACACGCGCGAAAUGGAGCGACAACGUGCGUCGAUAGAUGAUCAUAACAAGCAGUACUAUGAACUCACCAAGUCGAAGGAUCAGUGCCAGGCGACUCGAAAGGAACAAUACCGGCAGGAAAGUGUGUUGCAAUUGAACCUAUCCGGCCUGAAGGAAGAUUUAGCCAAAGCGGAUCAGAGUCUGAGAUCGAUGGCUGGCAAACCGAUCUUGAAUGGCAGGGACAGUGUACGCAAAGUGUUGGACACUUUCCGCACACGGAAAGAUAUGGCUCAGGAAGUAAGCAGCUAUUACGGACCCGUGAUCGAGAACUUCAAUUGUGACAAGAGCGUUUACAUGGCAGUCGAGGUGACUGCUGGAAAUCGGUUGUUCCAUCACAUCGUGGAAACUGACAAGUUUGGAACAAAAAUAUUGAAGGAAAUGAAUAAUCAGCGGCUACCAGGAGAAGUAACUUUUAUGCCUCUGAACAGACUUCACGUGAAAGAUAUCGAUUAUCCGCAGACAUCUGAUGCUAUCCCCAUGAUAUCGAAAUUGAAUUACGAUCCGAAAUUUGAUAAAGCGUUAAGGUAUAUAUUCGGGAAAACUUUAAUCUGUCGUAAUCUCGAAGCAGCGACCACUUUGGCGAGAGAUUCUGGGUUAGACUGCGUUACGUUAGAAGGAGAUCAAGUCUCGUCCAAAGGCUCCCUGACUGGCGGAUACUUCAACACCCUUAGAUCGCGACUUGAAAUACAAAAAACUAGAUCGGAAUUAAUGUCUCAGAUUACAACUCUUGAGACUCAGUUGACGACGCUUAAAGACGAGAUCAGGAAGGCCGACCAAAAUAUUAGCUCUUACGUUAGUGAGAUGCAAAGGACGGAAACUAGAAACAGUAAAGCUAAAGACAUAUACGACAAGAUGAAGGCGGAAAUCCGUCUUAUGAAGGAAGAGCUGAGCGCAAUAGAAAGAUAUCGAACGCCAAAGGAAAGGAGUCUUGCACAGUGCACGUCAAGCUUGGAAGCUAUGCGCGCGACUAAAGAUGGCUUGGAAAGUGAGUUACAUCAAGAACUCAUGGCGCAAUUAUCCGUCGCCGAUCAACAUCAGGUCGAUACCUUAAAUGAUGAUAUAAGACGUUUAACGAAGGAGAACAAAGAGGCAUUCGCAAAACGUAUGCAAUUAGAAGCGGAAAAGAACAAGUUAGAGAACUUAUUGACGAACAAUUUGGUGAGGAGAAAAGACGAGCUGGUUCAAGCUUUACAAGAGAUAUCGGUUGAAGAUCGUCAGCGGCAGCUUGACACGUCCAAGACUCAGUUAGCAGACAUUGAGAAGAGAUUAGUGAAAGUAAACGAGGACUUUAAAUCGCAAAAUGAAAAAGUGACCAGUGCUAUGAAGAAGCAAAAAGCGGAGUCUGCAGAAGUUGAGAAGUGGAAACUGAAAGAGAAGGAGGCGCAAGAGAAGAUCGAAGCUGACGCGAAGGACUUGGAGAAAUUGGCGAGCAAGCUUAAUAUCCUGCAGCAGAAAAUAGGGGAGUGUACGCAAAAAAUUGCUGAACUUGGCGCACUGCCCAGUAACGAAGCUUUUUCUAAAUUCAAUACCAUGUCUACGAAACAGCUUUUUAAGGAAAUGGAGAAAGCGAAUAAUCAUCUGAAGAAAUAUAGCCAUGUAAAUAAAAAAGCUUUGGACCAGUUUAUGUCGUUCAGUGAUCAGAAGGAAAGAUUAGUUAAACGAAAAGAGGAAUUGGAUCGAGGCGAUGAAAAAAUAAAAGAACUUAUGUCAGUGCUUGAACAACGAAAAUGCGAAGCGAUACAAUUUACAUUCAAGCAGGUCAGCAAGUAUUUCAGCGAAGUGUUUAAAAAGCUCGUGCCUUCGGGUCAUGCACAAUUAGUAAUGAGAACUGCCGAUGGUGAUGAAGGAGACGACGGAACUACAGAGCCAUCUGAUUCUGACAGAUUUAUUGGCGUUGGCAUAAAAGUAUCAUUCACCGGACACAGAGCCGAAAUGCGAGAAAUGAAUCAACUGUCCGGUGGGCAGAAGUCACUCGUGGCGUUGGCACUAAUAUUCGCAAUCCAAAAAUGUGAUCCCGCACCGUUUUAUCUGUUCGAUGAAAUCGAUCAGGCACUGGACGCGCAACACAGAAAAGCAGUGGCGGAUAUGAUCCACGAGCUUAGUUCAGAUGCCCAAUUCAUCACUACAACGUUCAGACCGGAGUUAUUGCAUCAUGCGAACAAAUUCUAUGGAGUGAAAUUCAGAAAUAAGGUUUCGCAUGUUGAGUGCGUGACGCGAGAAGAAGCAGCUGAUUUCGUCGAAGAUGACACAACGCACGGUUAAUAUUAAAGAUAUAUUAUUUAUAAAAUGGUGCAUCCAUAAUCCAAGAAAUCAUCGUUUUUUUAUUGACAUGAGAAUGAUAAGAUCAGUCGAUUUUCAGUUAACACGAGUUAACAUGAUCUGUCGAGUUUUCGCUAGUUUCUCAGAAAAAUAUUUUACAUAUGAAAUAAUCGUAAGAAAAAAAAGGCAAACUUCAUCCUUUAUGUUAUAUACACAUGUAUUCUUUGUAUGUAAGUUUUAUUUCUAGUAUGUAAUGCGUGUUAAAGAUUCAUGUUAUAUUGUGCUAACAUAUUGGCACAUAAUUCAAAGUGACAUGAUUUUUAACAAUAUUUUGAUUUACAAAAGAUUAGAAAUUAUAAAAAGAAAAUAAUACAAUGAAUAAAAAAAGAAUUUCGUGUAAACUGUUAUUUUUUAUAUUAACUUUGUUGAAUAAAAGAGAAACAAAGCGCUGUAAUAUCAGUUUAUUAAAAAAAAUCUUAGAAUAAUUAUCAUUGAGUUUGAAAAAGGUUUUACAAGACAACAUACAUAUUUCCAUGAGGAAAAAAAAAGAGAAAAGAGGAGGAAGGGAAAAAGAAAAAAUUCGGUUUAAAAAGUUUAUUUGUUCGAAGCCAUUCUUCGUAUUAUUUGCUUUUUAUCUUAAUUCAUCUUCGCAUUCGUUUAUAUUGAUGUAACUAAUGUGAGUGGGAAUUAAUUAAAUCAUUAUUAUGUGUCCCA